AUCAGAGCCUCUGACUGGGAAGUCCUUCUACUACAUCAGCACACUUGGUAUGUUUGUGUGACCAUCUUAAUGUGAGACAUAAGAACGAACUGAAAAGAGUGGGUAUUGCCAAGAAAUGGUGCACAACAGACGUCUCGUGCUUUUAUGCUGUAUGAGGCAUGAAGAAUAUGAAGCGUCAGCUGUUAAACUAGUCCGAAACAUUAAGGGAUGGACACCCAUCUUCUCCUUCUGAAGCUCAGUAGGUUACAGAAAAUACGGCGCUGACAGACUAUAGUUCAACUAACUUUAACUGACCUUUAAUUGAAGAGACUCUUUGACCUCCCGUUUCAGCCCUAUUCAACCUGACCUCCAGCCCGUGCCAGCAGGUUACUGGCGUCCCGACGCGCUACAGCCCCUUCCCCCUGGCUCUGUGAGAAGUCCAUGAAGGAGAUGUCUUCCAGCCCACCGUUGCCCUGCAAGUUUGCCACCACCGGCUGCCCGCUCACCCUGCGGCGCACGGCCAAGCUGGAGCACGAGGAGCUGUGCAAGUUCCAGCCGUACUCCUGCCCUUGUCCAGGAACACCCUGCAGAUGGCAGGGCUCCCUGGACGCCGUCGUCCCCCACCUGAAGCAGCAGCACAAGUCCAUCACGACGCUGCAAGGCAAGGACAUACUCUUCACGGCCGCCGGCGUCGACCUGCCCGGCACCAUCAACUGGGUCAUGGUGCAGUCCUGCUUCGGUUUCCACUUCCUGCUCGUGUUGGAGAAGCGGGAAAGGCCCCGCGAGCACCAGCAGUUCUUUGCCCUCGUGCUCCUCAUUGGAACGCGCAAGCAGGCCAAAAAAUUCGUCUACCGCCUGGAGCUCAGCAAAAGCUCUCGGCUCCUUGCCUGGGAGGCCUCGCCCCGCUCCAUCCUUGAGGGCGUGGCUUCGGUGAUCACGAACACUGACUGCCUGGUGUUUGACAAGGCCACCGCACGUUUAUUUGCUGAAAACGGCAACCUGGAUAUCAACGUCUCCAUCUGCUACACCUAAAACCUGCACAGGUGUGUGGCUGUUCUCUCUUUUGUGAGAGAGACUGACUGCAUGAUCCUGCCUGCAGUACUGAAGCGCUGUCAUCAAGAGCGGUUCUAAGGACAGGCCCUCUUCAGGGGGGCUUUUUACAACUUUCACUGUGUUCUUAAGGUCU
Molecule: messenger RNA, 1165 nt
Organism: Scleropages formosus (Asian bonytongue)
Lineage: Eukaryota; Metazoa; Chordata; Actinopteri; Osteoglossiformes; Osteoglossidae
Product: E3 ubiquitin-protein ligase SIAH1-like
Exons: 2
Coding region: 421-1011 (196 amino acids)
Biological process (GO): multicellular organism development; proteasome-mediated ubiquitin-dependent protein catabolic process
Cellular component (GO): cytoplasm
Molecular function (GO): zinc ion binding; ubiquitin conjugating enzyme binding; ubiquitin protein ligase activity
Source: RefSeq, a predicted model, not a curated record